Messenger RNA from Zea mays, 1013 nucleotides. RefSeq lists its product as uncharacterized. The record is from RefSeq and is marked provisional. Gene Ontology annotation, molecular function: RNA binding. NCBI's taxonomy places the organism in Eukaryota, Viridiplantae, Streptophyta, Magnoliopsida, Poales, Poaceae.
GAGAGAGAAAGUUCUCGAGCUAGACGAGCGCCGUGCGAGGAGAGAAGCGAGAUGAGCGGUGAGGCGGCGGCCGUGGGCGGAGGCGAAGGAGAGGCGAAUGGCAUCCCGCCGAACGUCACCAUCUAUAUCAACAACCUCAACGAGAAGAUCAAGCUCGAAGAACUUAAGAAGUCCCUAACAGCCGUUUUUUCCCAGUUUGGGAAAAUUCUUGAUGUGCUUGCUUUCAAGACUUUGAAGCAUAAAGGUCAAGCUUGGGUUGUCUUCGAAGAUGUCGCAUCAGCUACUGAGGCUCUGAAGAGGAUGCAGGGCUUUCCCUUCUAUGACAAAACUAUGAGAAUUCAAUAUGCCAAGACCAAAUCAGAUAUUAUAGCAAAGGCUGAUGGCACCUUUGUACCUCGAGAAAGAAGAAAGAGGACUGAUGAAAAAUCUGAAAAGAAGCAGAAGCGCGAGCAUCACCAUGAUGCUGGUGCUAGUCAAAUUGGCAUGGGUGUAACUGCUUACCCUGGUGUUUAUGGGGCUCCACAGCUCACCCAGAUACCUAUAGCAGGAGGACAAAGGGUCAUGAUGCCAGAGAUUAUCGUACCAAACAACAUCUUGUUUGUCCAAAACUUGCCACACGAGACGACGCCCAUGAUGCUCCAGAUGCUCUUCUGCCAGUACCCUGGCUUCAAGGAGGUUCGGAUGAUCGAGGCGAAGCCUGGGAUUGCUUUCGUGGAGUAUGGAGACGAGACCCAGGCCACUGCUGCCAUGAACAACCUUCAAAGCUUCAAAAUUACAAAAGAAAACCAGAUGGUCAUCACAUAUGCGAAGAAGUAAUGAGCUCCCGAGCAAUGUUUACCUGAUGUGUGAGAUGUUGUAUUCCGAGUUUUACACAACUGGUAAAUUUCCUUCAUGUGUUAGGUAGACAGCAUCCUGAACAACCUGUUAAUUGUACCCACUGGGCUGCAGCUAUGUGCACUUCAGGAACGGAGAUGAAAUGCAAACUGUUAUUAUUUGGUCUGCUCUUGUAUUCA